CCUGCAUACUACAUGGACAAAUUUUUCCCAUUCACGUCAUCAACUGGGAGGAGCGAGAGCACCAACUCUCUGUUCAAAGGCUACGUCCUCCGAAAGGACUCGAUUGCAACGUUUUUCAACCAGUACCAGAUUGUUCAGGAAAAGAAGCAUAGCGACCUUGAUCGACUGAGAGAGAAAUCAGAACUGAGAGAACAACGUUACUGGAGUUACGACCCUAUGGAAAGAGAGGCUGCAAAGAUAUACACACCACCAAUAUACGCCAAAUUUGUGGAAGAGAUGAAAAAAACCACAGCUUACAGAGUUGAGGUCGUUGCUGCUGCUGGUGAAACAAGAGCAUUUCUUGUGACAAGGCGUGGCGAAUACCAGGACGCAGAGUUUUCAAAGAGGAUAUACACUGUGUCAAUAUCACCUGAUGAUGUCUACCGCUGCUCAUGUUCCAAGUUCAAUCGGGACGGUUUGCAUUGCUGCCACGUCCUAGCGGUAGCAAGACACAUUGGGUUGAGUAGCCUCCCUGAAAGCUUUAUAAAUCCUAGGUGGACAGUAGCUGCAGGGCAUGUGUUAGCUAUGAUGACGGAUGGAAAUGUUGGUCAAAAUGGACAGAGAACACACUUGACAGUCAGGCAUUCUAUAGUCAUGAGCCAGGUGUCGGACGCAUUGUCAAACGAAUGCACGGACGACAGGUCGUACGACCUGUUCGUGGAAGGAAUUGGUGAGGCAAUAAACAAAGUCAGGUUAGACAAGCGGCUCCGCCAAGAACAACAACUCUCAGGUGGGAAGCGACGGUGUAUUGAUGAUCCUCAGCAACUGAAUGUUGAUGCCAGGCAGGAGGGGGAUGGCGACCUGCAUAUCCCUACGCAGGUGCAUCAAAACAUUGUGUCUACCAUUGGUGCGUCUAGCAUGGGUGGCGUUGAGGUGCAUCAAACAUUUGGGUUGAGAGACCCCCCGCUGUCACGCACAAAAGGUUUCAACCUUGGUGAUAGGCCAAAGUCCAUGUAUGAAAAGGCUUCUGAUAAGCUUAAGAAACAAAAAGCAGUAAGGAAGUGUUCCAAGUGCAGGCUGCCAGGCCAUAAAAAGCCACAAUGCCCCCAAAAUAAUCCGGUGACAUAACGCAACGUCGUGGGCAGAGAGCUACAACGCACAUAGGAUGCUACGGGAAAGAAAUGGAGGCAAUUAUCUUCUUGGGGCACUUUUUUUUUGCAUGGUGGCGCAGAGAAAAACGAUGAGCAUUUUUACUUGUGUAUAUGUUACCGAACCUGAUACUAGCAGGAAGAAAAAGUGGACGAAAAAAGGAAG
Molecule: messenger RNA, 1293 nt
Organism: Triticum aestivum (bread wheat)
Lineage: Eukaryota; Viridiplantae; Streptophyta; Magnoliopsida; Poales; Poaceae
Product: protein FAR1-RELATED SEQUENCE 5
Exons: 2
Coding region: 13-1107 (364 amino acids)
Biological process (GO): regulation of DNA-templated transcription
Molecular function (GO): zinc ion binding
Source: RefSeq, a predicted model, not a curated record